Molecule: messenger RNA, 1961 nt
Organism: Pseudo-nitzschia multistriata
Lineage: Eukaryota; Bacillariophyta; Bacillariophyceae; Bacillariales; Bacillariaceae
Source: the annotation of a GenBank genome assembly
CGUGACAAUGCAUGCAUCCUUUGCAAUACUGUGCUGCGAUGGUGUUCCAAUCAAAAAUACAAUCCACAACGCACAGCAAGCAUACCAUAAMUUGCACGGCUCUUUUUUUCAAGCCGUGAUGGACCGAUCUCUCCUGYGUAUGAACAUGCGAUCCAUACAAGGCACGUGCUAUGCUUGCUCGUUCAUUCCAGCUCGGGCAUUCGUUUUAGAUCCCGCACCAUGUUUUUGUGGUGGGAUUCAUUGGUGCCGCCACCGAUCUCGAGCAGUUUCGCGUCGCGCCAGAGCCGCUCGACAUUGUAUUCCCCCACGUACCCGUAUCCACCAAGUACCUGGAUAGCGCGAUCGGCGAUCGUCUUGGCCAUUGGGGCACAGUACAGCUUGGUUCCGUCCGCAUCCAAUCCGUUGCCGUACGAGUUUAGGUCUAGGGAUCGCGCCAGUGCAUAGACGUAGGAUCUGCCUGCCAUGUAUUCGGCAUAGGAGGUGGAAAUGGCCGAUUGGAUCUGUCCAAAGUCUACUAGGGGCUUUCCAAAGGCUCUGCGUUCGUGUGUGGCGUAAUGGGUCAUGACGUUGAUGCAGCGCCGGGCAAUCCCAAGAGCCAUGGCCGCCAGCCCGAUCCGUUCGAUUUCUAGGUUCCGCAUCAUGCACAGGGUCGCACCGUUCACUUCUCCAAUUAUGUUUUCUGGUGGGAUGGGGACGUCGUCAAAGACRAGUUCCGCAGUGGGCUGUUUGCAGCAAUGCGAGAAAUAAAGAACGAAUUGGGUUCGCAGYCAUGGSUAAAUGAAUAAGCUACAGAAAGUCUACUACACCGAACUGCUCAAGCAAGUAAUACUAGUGAAUCGUACAUGAACGUACCGAAGCCCGCAUUCCCAGCUUGUCCUCGAUUUUCUGGCCCACGGAGAAUCCCGGCAUGUCCUUUUCCACCACGAAACUGGUCACGUCGCUUCGAUUCGGUCCGGUGCGGGCGUAUACCAAGAACAAAUCCCCCGUCGUCUUGCCACCGUCGAGCGUGCCAUUGGUGAUCCACAUUUUUCGGCCGGUGAGGUGCCACGACCCCGUCGAUUCGUCCCGCACAGCCUUGGAGGACAUACCCAGAACAUCGGUUCCUGCCGUGAGGUCGGUUUUCGUUUGAAAGAAUGCAGCGUUGUAUUGGAGUCAAUUCGUUGAWUGGAUUGUUCGUCGUUGGAUUGAUUUGGAUUUAGAUUGUAUCGAGUCACGAAAAAUAUGUGAGUCACCACRUACUAAAGAAUUGCCMGCGGCAGAUUAUGCCUGUGUCCUUCCGAUGCAACAGAAGACCUACAGAGUCCUUGUACRUCACAGUACAUACCUGCAUUGGGCUCGCUCAUUCCCAUCCCCCCAAUUUGUUCCCCCGUCACAAUGGAAGGCAAGAACCUCUCUUUUUGCUCCUUUGAUCCGUUGACGCUCAGGUUGUUGACCAGCAGGAGGGAGUGCGCCAGGUAGCUCAGGCAUAACCCGGGGUCGCCGUAGGAGAGUUCCUCGUGCACCAGAGCAACGGCGGAGGCAUCGAGGCCCGCCCCGCCGUAUUCCUCCCCCGCCGUCAGCCCGAGCAAGCCCAGGUCCCCCAGCUGCUGGAGCAGAGRGAGAUUGAGGGYCUCGGUCCGAUCGAACUCCAGUGCCUGCGGUUCGACCUCGUUCUUCACAAAAUCCCGCAGCAUUGUUCGCAGCUGGGCGUGGGUUUCGGUCGGAUUGAAAAAGUCCCCCAUGGACGACGACGAGGCCAGAGACGUGGAAGAAAAACCCCGGCUGCACGUACCCCCAGUGCCGAGCGAAGAGGGACGAGCAAUGCGGGCGUCGCGGGGUCGCUGUGCCAUGACAGAACACCGGCGAACGGAAUGUCUCAAAAGAGAUACGUGCUUGCUAGUGUGUGGCAGCUUUAGAAUAUUCAUAGUCAUAUUCAGAAGAAAUAUAGUGAUGGAACACGACAAUUAAUUCGAAUCUCGUUU